Messenger RNA from Scedosporium apiospermum, 1707 nucleotides. RefSeq lists its product as uncharacterized. The transcript is spliced from 2 exons. Gene Ontology annotation, cellular component: Set1C/COMPASS complex. Gene Ontology annotation, molecular function: protein binding; transcription cis-regulatory region binding. The coding region runs from base 1 to 1707 and encodes 568 amino acids. NCBI's taxonomy places the organism in Eukaryota, Fungi, Ascomycota, Sordariomycetes, Microascales, Microascaceae. The record is from RefSeq and is a predicted model, not a curated record.
AUGGAUCUAGAAAGAGAAAUCACCCCCAAAAGGGAACAAACCCCAACCAACCCUCCCCUCUCCUCCAUCCCCCAGAAACGCCCCCACGACGAAGCCCACGCCCCAAGUGUCCCCUCGCCGCUCAAUCCCGAAGUAAAACCCUCCAAGGUCCCAACGCCGGCGACAGACGAGAUGGCCCCGCGGGACAAGCCAGCCAGGACGAAGAAGGAGUCCGCGAAGAAGCGCGAAUCCAAGGGCAUCGACGGCGGGAGCAGUCGCGCGACGCCGGAUCCGAAGCUCGCGCAGACGGUGGUGGUGGACCCGAAUACGUGCUCGCCGCUGAGAUACAAGUUGGCGCCGCCGCGGCCUUCGGAUUUCGAGCCGCCUAAGGGGCCUGUGUUUACGCCGCAUCAUGAGCUUGUGAAGCAGGAUAGGAAGAAGGUUCAGUUUUACGAGACGUCGGAUCAUGUCUACAAUAAGAAGAACUUUCACUACACGCACUGCAUUGCGGACCCUGCGUUCCCCUCGUCCUUUUACUAUCGCCAGACCGAACCCGAGCCUCUGGGACCGCAUAUCAGCUUCGAAGAUGCCGCGACGCACAUGUACUUCGACGAUACCGGCCACCACAUCACUACCGAUAAAGGGUUCCGCAUGGCGAGAGCCAACGUCGCUGUCCGUGAAGGCCGUUGGUACUGGGAGUGCAAGAUUACCAACGGCAUUGUGAAGACGAAGAAGGGCGAACCGAAUACUUCGAAUGGCCACGUGCGAAUUGGAUUCGCGAGGCGCGAGGCAUCCCUAGAUGCGCCCGUUGGAUUCGAUGCCUAUAGCUACGGCAUCAGGGACAAGCAGGGCCACAAGGUGCACAUGUCGCGUCCGAAGUCGUUCUUCCCUCCGGACGAGGAGAUUUGCGAAGGGGACGUCAUCGGCCUCGAGAUUAAGCUACCUUCGGAACAGCUUCAGCGCAAGGUCCUAGCAGGUGACUAUAACCCCGUCGUGGACGACCCGGACGAGGAGCCAGACCCGUUCGCGCCAGCUCCGAAUAUCGUCAGGGACCGCAUUCCCAUCCGAUUCAAGUCGCAUCUCUACUUUGAAAAGAUCGACUACCACACCACUAAGGACCUCGAAGACCUCAUGAACCCCAGUCCGGCUGUAUCGGGCCCUUCUAUACCACCCAACCCUAACCACCCCGCUCCGGCGCUACGCACCCUACCGGGCUCCUACAUCAAAGUCUACAAAAACGGUGUCCUGGUGGGCACCCCCUUCGAGGACCUCCUCGCCUUCCUCCCACCGGCGUCGAAACCGCAAUCUCAGCCCGGCGCGCGCGAGGGCCUCGACGACGGUAUGCUCGGCUACUACCCCGCCGUGAGCGUGUUCCGCAUGGGCGCCGCCGAGGUCAACUUUGGCCCCAAAUUCUGGUACCCACCCCCGGGUUACCAAGGCGCGGGCGACGACGAGGACGAGGUCGACAUGGUGGGGGUCGAGAACGAUGACGGCAAGGCCACGAACGGGCGCGAGGUGCGACCGAGGUUGAAUCGGCUGCGUCCCGUGUCGCAGCGGUAUGCGGAGCAGGUUGUUGAAGAUGUCAUUUAUGACAUUGUUGACGAGGUGGACUUUUGGUUGCAGGAUGGUGGUCCGAGGAAUGUGCCCAAGGGUGGAGAGGGGAAAGUUGGUAGUGUUGCUGUGGUGCCUGAGCAGGAGGAGAUUAAGGAGCUUGUUCAGGACGAUUAG